This is a messenger RNA of Diachasmimorpha longicaudata, 882 nucleotides long. RefSeq lists its product as uncharacterized. Bases 22 to 882 code for a protein of 286 amino acids. NCBI's taxonomy places the organism in Eukaryota, Metazoa, Arthropoda, Insecta, Hymenoptera, Braconidae. The record is from RefSeq and is a predicted model, not a curated record. The transcript has 2 exons.
CAGAAAUAGUUCAAAAUACUAAUGCAAAUGUUCAAUUCUACAUUCAAAAUCAGAGGCCAAGUUUAUCAUAAAAUGGGCUCACUGCUACCAAUGCCAAACGAACCACAUAAAUUCUUACAAAUCGACUUUAUGGGGGGCGAGGAUUCCGGAAGCGCACUUGCCAAUCGCGUGAAUCCACGUUGUGAUUAUAAUAACCUUGAUUCACUUUAUGCCAGGCGCAUCGUCAGCGAGCUAGAUGCUCUUUUGAACGAGCACAACGAGUUGUUGAAAAUAUUCAAAUCACACAUGCACCAAUUACAAAGCGAUAAUCACGCUAUCGUCAUUAAUCCUGAUAAAACACCAGCUGGAGAGCAUAUUCGUAGAUUCAAUGCACCCGUUGUUGAUGAUGUUGCUGGAAUCAUGGUUGGCGAUUGCACAGCUGCACGAGAAAUUGUGAUUCGUAGAAGAAAUAAUAAUCUUCAGUUCAUUGCUGACACACAUCGAUCAUAUGACGCUCUCCAAUAUCCGCUAAUAUUCUGGAAGGGACAAGACGGAUAUUGCAUAAACAUAAAACAACGAGAUCCCGUAUCAGGAGCUGAAACAAACAGGAACGUUAGCUCAAAGGAUUAUUAUGCGUACCGAUUAAUGAUUAGACGUGGCCUGGACAACGUCAUUUUACGAUGUCGUGAGCUUUGUCAACAAUUCAUGGUCGACAUAUACGCGAAGAUUGAGAGCGAACGACUACGAUACUUACGAUAUAAUCAACGAAAGCUGCGCGCGGAAGAGUACAUUCAUUUGCGAGACGCUAUCAAUACCAACGCCGACGUCGCCGAAAUUGGUAACCAUGUCAUUUUACCAUCAUCGUACGUAGGCAGUCCACGUCAUAUGCAAGAAUAUAUAUAG